Molecule: messenger RNA, 1287 nt
Organism: Cryptomeria japonica (Japanese cedar)
Lineage: Eukaryota; Viridiplantae; Streptophyta; Pinopsida; Cupressales; Cupressaceae
Product: cheilanthifoline synthase-like
Exons: 2
Coding region: 1-1287 (428 amino acids)
Molecular function (GO): iron ion binding; oxidoreductase activity, acting on paired donors, with incorporation or reduction of molecular oxygen; heme binding
Source: RefSeq, a predicted model, not a curated record
AUGGGGCAAACGCUGGCUGUUGUGAAUUAUCUUCCGACUGUGCAAGGGACUUUUAUUUUCCUUGUAGCCGCUUCACUCAUUUCCACAUUUGUUGCUCUAGCUUUUCUGUUGUCAUCAACUAAAGAGAGGAAAUGGCCUCCAUCUCCACCAAGGCUGCCAUUAUUGGGCAACUUUCAUCAACUGAACAAGAGUGAAAAUAUUCUUUCCAGCAUGACAGACAUGGCCAAAACAUAUGGUCCUGUCAUGACAGUUUGGAUGGGACCAUCGCCACUUAUAGUACUCACCGGCCAAGCUUCAAUCUGGGAGGCCUUGGUUAAGGAGAUGAGACAGAAGAAAGGUGUGGUGAGGCCAUUCGAUGCCUUGAAAAUCAUGGCAAUGAAUUUUAUUGCCCACUUAUGCUUUGGCUUGGACUUUCAAGACGAGAAUUUCUUGUCCAAGCUGGAAGAAUUCAUAGCUGAAGAUAUUAGUCUGAGUAAAAGAGGAGAUAUGUUUCUGGAAUCAUUUUCUCUUGCUCGUUUCUUUGUUCCUUCAUCAAUCAGAACAGAAAGGAAAUGGAAUUAUAGAGAAUACUUUAAGCGAAGUGCUCCCAGCAGUUUCUUGAACUGUUUAGUGUCCAUUGACGAAGGGGAGGAAGGUGAAGACAAGUCCAAGUUAUCCGAUGAAGAAAUAGCUUUCAACUUGCACGAGCUCUUCCUUCCUGCAGUAGACAGCACAUCAACGGCCAUAGAAUGGGCUCUUGCUUACCUGAUAACCAAUCCUCACGUCCAAGAGAAGGCACAUCAAGAAAUAAGCCAAGCGGCGGGGAACGGAAAUGAUGGGUAUUAUAGUUUAGAGGAUCUGAGGAAGCUGCCAUACGUGCAAAGUGUGGUGAAGGAAACGCUGAGAAAAGAAUCAAUUGCACCACUCGGGAUGAUUCACCAGACGGAAAACGAGUGUAAGGUGAUGGACAUCACCAUACCCGCAAAGUCACGAGUCCAUUUUAAUCUACAUAGUGUGAACAACGAUCCUGAGGUGUGGAAAGAACCGGAGAAGUUGAGGCCUGAGAGAUUUUUGGGGAAUAAUGAGGUGAGAAUGACAUAUCUUCCGUUUGGAACAGGAAGGCGGGUGUGCGCAGGAAUGGACGUGGCCAGUGUGUAUGUUCCCAUCACUCUAGCCAGUUUGCUUAAAUCAUUCGAGUGGGGAUGUGCUAAGGAAGGUAGUCUACCCGAUCUUGCUCGGGAUAUUCAAAAUGUGCUCAUGUCCAUGAAGUAUCCAUUGGAAGCUCGAAUCACACCUCGUCCAUCAUAA